AUGCGAGGCAUAAAGCUAUCUCAAUGGCCAGCUCUUACACCACCGAAAGGCUCGUUGACUGAUUUUAUGAGUAUAGACCAUGCACCAAGUCAAGACAGUACACCAGCCAUGCAUGUUGAAGUACCGACUCGUACUGCGCCUUUCGAUCCAAAUCUCGUCAUAGCAGAUGUGAACCAUGCCACAACCGGACUCGAUACAACAGCACGCCCUACGGUGAAGCGGGAACGUAUUAUCAACCUGGAGAGCGAUGAUGAAGAGAAGAAGAAGAAGAAGAAGAAGAAGAAGAAGAAGAAGAAAACAGCUACACAAGUGGCAUUGGGCAGAAGAGAUCACGUAGGGCGAUAG
Molecule: messenger RNA, 345 nt
Organism: Pyrenophora tritici-repentis Pt-1C-BFP
Lineage: Eukaryota; Fungi; Ascomycota; Dothideomycetes; Pleosporales; Pleosporaceae
Source: RefSeq, a predicted model, not a curated record